This is a messenger RNA of Phytophthora infestans T30-4, 678 nucleotides long. RefSeq lists its product as uncharacterized. Gene Ontology annotation, molecular function: oxidoreductase activity. Lineage: Eukaryota; Oomycota; Peronosporomycetes; Peronosporales; Peronosporaceae. The coding region runs from base 1 to 678 and encodes 225 amino acids. The transcript is spliced from 8 exons. The record is from RefSeq and is a predicted model, not a curated record.
AUGGGAAUGGUGGGCUCCAGGUCGUUGACGGAGACGGCGUCGGAUGCUGAGAGUCAGGAGGUGAAGGCUCUCAUCUCCAAGCAGGCGGAGCGUACGCAGUCACCUAAGGCGCAGAGGGUGCUGGACAACUGGGACGCGUCGGUGCACAAGUUCAUGCGCGUGAUGCCGCUCCGACAUCGAGCGAUUACUGCUGCAGAGCGCGGCGGCUGUCAAGGAGACCAAGAAGUUAGUUUCUUCGUCGGUUUAAACGUUUGGCCACUUAAGGUGCUCCGCCCAUAUGAUCAGGGUUUGACUACCAAACAGUUGGACGCUGGCGAGAUGAUGAGAAAUGGUGCUCAAGAAACGUCAGCCGAAGCCAUAAGGUUGCCAGCGUAUGCCAUUACACUGCGAAAGAAGAACAACGUGUUUGUGAAACUGGAGCAUUGUAUUCUUGAUGAGAGAACGAGCUGGAAUAACGACGUUCUCGGCUGCCUCCGCUUCGAGGUUUUCGUUUACUGGAAGGAGCGUCCAAGAGCUGUUCCCACGUUGCAUCGAGCGACAGCAGCUCGUAUAAGGACAGCUACCACCGCCGUGGAGCGUUACCAAGCGGACUCCGGAACAAUGUUGGACCCUAUUGCAUUUAAUCACGUGGACCUCAACGACACUGAUCACAUGCCUAGUGAGAACGCCUCCUCGUAA